Molecule: messenger RNA, 1339 nt
Organism: Colius striatus (speckled mousebird)
Lineage: Eukaryota; Metazoa; Chordata; Aves; Coliiformes; Coliidae
Gene: MGST1
Product: microsomal glutathione S-transferase 1
Exons: 4
Coding region: 112-594 (160 amino acids)
Cellular component (GO): mitochondrion; membrane
Molecular function (GO): glutathione transferase activity
Source: RefSeq, a predicted model, not a curated record
CCGCCCCCUACGGGGCGAGGUGAGGCGGGGCCGGGCGGAAGCGCAGUGGCCAGCGGGCAGCAGCGGGCGUCGGCACGGUGUGCGCGCUGUCAGAGGGGACGCGGGUCGUCAAUGAAAACUGGAGAAAUGGCUAAAUUGACACAGUUAAUUGACAAUGAUAUCUUCCGGGCCUAUGCUACUUAUGCGACUAUUGUUCUUCUGAAAAUGAUGCUAAUGAGUCUUGUAACCGCAUACUUCAGAAUCACAAAAAAGGCAUUUGUCAACCCAGAAGAUACAGCGUCAUUUGGAAAAGGCGAGAAUGCUAAAAAAUAUCUGCGGACUGAUCCAGAUGUUGAGCGUGUCCGUAGAGGCCACCUGAAUGACCUUGAAAAUAUCGUCCCAUUUCUUGGCAUUGGACUGUUGUAUGCUUUCAGCAGCCCUGAGCUGUCUACAGCCUUGCUGCAUUUCAGGAUCUUCGCUGGGGCUAGGAUCAUUCACACUUUUGCAUACUUGAUCCCUCUUCCCCAGCCCAGCAGAGGUUUGUCUUGGGCAGUUGGGUAUGCAGUGACCAUCUCAAUGGCAUACAAAGUGCUGAAGACGGCAUUGUACCUGUAGCAGUCAUAGCUUCUGUGUACCAUUUGACAUUCCACACAGAGUUUCCAGCAGUAUGUGUUGGAUGUCUUGAAUGAGCCAGCAUCAGUUUUCCGUGGUGACUGGAAUUUGUUUUUUUUAACAGAGGCUUUUUAUUCUGGUUCAGAAAUAUUUCUUUUUGGAAGACAAAAUCAUUCUCCAUGUAUUCUGUAUUCGUGGGCCGCAUUGCUAGAAUAUUAGAUUGAAUGUUCCCUUUGCAAUUUGUCAAGUGCUUAUGAUUCUAAACAUGCGAUGAUGCUGUAUUGAUAGCAUGUGCGGUAAUUUUCUACAGAUGCACUAUUUUUGGCUGUAGCUCUGAAGUCUAAAUCAAUAAAGACAAGAGGAAAAAAAAAAGUUUGUAUUUUUGUUUUCAUUUUGACUCUCCUCACUGCAGCCAGCAAAUAGCAUGUCACUAUGUAUCAGGAAGAGAUUCCAAUCAUACAGUUCUUUGAAGAAUCCUUACCUUAAUAAUAAGAUAUAACCAGUAGUGCUAGGCUUAUUGUAAAAAAUCUUUGAUGAAAUUGUUUUUCAUAUAAUCCACUUUGGGAUUAAAAAAACUAAACUGUUGCAGCUCCAUUUCUCUCAGUUGAAUAGAUAUAAAAGAAAGAAAAUAUUUGGGCUAAACUCUGUUUAGUGACACUGGUGAAAAUGUCAGGUAAUUCUUUUUCUUGAAGUUACUCCAGACAGGUUUUGUGACUGGAUAAAGUGUAGACCCUUUGUAGAAGAUUUU